UUGAUAUCAAACGGAAUUCAAUAGAUAACAAAUUUUAAUGAGAAAAGUUUAGUCACAAGCUGUGCAAUAUAGCUUAACCUUAAAUAUGAUAAAGGCGGUCAUCUUAAUUGGAGGUCCCCAAAAGGGAACCCGCUUCCGUCCGCUGUCGCUGGACACGCCCAAGCCGCUGUUCCCUGUGGCCGGACGACCGCUGAUAGCACAUCACAUCGAGGCCUGCGUCCAGUUGAAGGAGCUGCGGGAGAUUCUCAUCAUUGGCUUCUAUCCGCAGACGCAAAUGGAGGGAUUCGUGGGCGACAUGCAGGCACUGUACAGCAGCAGCAACAUCAACAUCAGGUAUCUGCAGGAGUUCACAUCCCUGGGCACCGCUGGCGGCAUGUACCACUUUCGCGAUCAGAUACGCGCCGGCAAUCCGCGCGCCUUCUUCGUGCUCAACGGCGAUGUUUGCGCCGACUUUCCGCUCCAGGAACUGUACACCUUCCACACCGAGCGUCCGUCGAGCGCUCUGGUGACCAUAAUGAGCACGGAGGCGACACGACAGCAGUCUCUGCACUACGGCUGCCUCGUAUUCGAUCGUGCCAGUGGUGCCGUGUCCCAUUAUGUGGAGAAGCCCAGCUCCUAUGUGUCCACGUUCAUUAAUUGUGGCGUCUAUGUCUGCUCCAUGGAUAUCUUCACCAAGCUGGCACAAAUCUUUCAUGCCAAGGGCGAGGAAUACAGCUGCAUCAGUUACAGCAAUGGCAAUGGCAACGGCAAGGAGCAGGGUCACAUCAAAUGGGAACAGGAGGUGCUCACACCUCUUGCCGGCACCGAUAUGCUCUUUGCCAUGCCCGUGCCCAACUGGUGGUCACAGCUGAAGACAGCCGGCUCGGCGAUCUAUGCCAACCGUCAUUACUUGGCGCUCUACAAGCGCACGCAUCCGGAGCGACUUGCCAAUGUGGGCAGCAAACGUGGCGAGGGCGAUGGAAACCUGAUCUGCACCGUCUAUCCGGACGUCUAUGUCCAUCCCAGUGCCACGGUGCAUCACUCGGCUGUGCUGGGUCCCAAUGUGGCCAUUGGACCAGGAGUCACAAUCGGACCUGGUGUGCGCAUCCGGGAGUCCAUUGUGCUGGAGCAGGCACAGAUCAAGGAUCACACGCUGAUCCUACACUCGAUUGUGGGACGGGGCUGCUCCAUUGGCGCCUGGACACGGGUCGAGGGCACUCCCAGUGAUCCUGAUCCCAACAAACCCUUUGCCAAAAUGGAAAAUCCGCCGCUGUUCAACAACGAGGGUAAACUGAACCCAUCGAUAACAAUACUGGGUUGUUUUGUCCAGAUUCCCGCUGAGAAGAUCCUCCUGAAUAGCAUCGUAUUGCCGCACAAGGAGCUGAGCCGCAGUUUUAAAAAUGAAAUCAUUUUGUAAAACAUUUCUAUAAGAAUUUGUUAUUAUCCAUUUGCUUUAUAAUAUAUAUUUUAUUUAUGUACAUCUACUUUGAAAUGUGCAAUAAUCCUUAAAAUGUCUGUUUACAAUAUUCACUUUACUAUUAUUAAGUUUAUACGGCAGCUUAAAUAAGAUAUAAAAACUAGCAGCUGAUUACUAUAAGCUACAAUUUAAAUAAA
Messenger RNA from Drosophila innubila, 1593 nucleotides. RefSeq names its product mannose-1-phosphate guanyltransferase alpha (gene Gmppa). The transcript is spliced from 4 exons. Lineage: Eukaryota; Metazoa; Arthropoda; Insecta; Diptera; Drosophilidae. Gene Ontology annotation, cellular component: cytoplasm. The record is from RefSeq and is a predicted model, not a curated record. Gene Ontology annotation, biological process: biosynthetic process. The coding region runs from base 86 to 1396 and encodes 436 amino acids.